This is a messenger RNA of Eurytemora carolleeae, 2807 nucleotides long. Its product is annotated as folliculin-interacting protein 1. The record is from RefSeq and is a predicted model, not a curated record. Gene Ontology annotation, molecular function: ATPase inhibitor activity; protein-folding chaperone binding. Gene Ontology annotation, cellular component: cytoplasm. Lineage: Eukaryota; Metazoa; Arthropoda; Copepoda; Calanoida; Temoridae.
AUUGUAGAAGGAAAGGAGUAUACUGAGAUAAAUGAUGGAUAUGGAUUUCUCUAUGUUCCUCCUGGAAUAGAAGUUAAGAUGUACAGUGAAAUGAUUCUUGGAUCUGUUGCUGUAACUCAUCAUACUGGAAACUUCAAACUUCACGCUUUAGGAGAAGGACGAAUGUUAAUGUGGAGCAGUAUAGUUCAGGCUCCAAAACUAUCCCAGGGACAGAAAUCUAGUGAUUCUAGUCUCGGCUCCUCAUUCGGGUGCUCUUUAGGAUCCUUUAACAACUCAGCUACAGAAGAGAUGGGGUUUGGUAUGUUUCCUGAUAUACUGGAGAGAGAUCCAACAAAUGGAGCAGAUACAGAUUUAAAAAAUGUAGCGGACUCCGGAUGUUUUCCAUCCUUCCCCAGCUCCAGCAAUAUUGAUGCAUCAGUAUUCAACCAACCAGGAGAACAAUCCUAUGCAAGACGAUUAUCCUCAAAUAUUGAUAUUCCUGACUAUGGCAGCCUAUGUAGCCUACAGAGACGUUUCCUCACAGCAGUUGAACCUAAUUUGUCUUUUAAAGAAACAGGAGAAUCUUCAGAUGUUUUCAGUUUACCAGUAAGUCCUUCAUCAUCCUUUCAAAAGGGAGAUAGUUCAUAUAAAUCAGGUUCUGAUUUAUCUAGCAGAAUAUCAAAACGUGGACGGAAAAAUGCUCUGCUAGGAUUAGGGAUUAUAGUUGAGUUCUCAACUUCAGAGUUCAUCAAUAUUUUCCUCGCUCAUUCAUCUAUAGUAGAGGACAUAUACUCUCAUUUACUCAUGAGGGUCCAGCAGGCUUACAUAAGGAAGAAGAGGUUUGUUGUUACUGUCUACAAUGGUUAUUUAGAAUGCACUAGGAUGAUUAAUAACAUGUUCUCUGUACCACGACUUAAGAUGUCUGCCUGGCAACUAACUAUUCAGGAUAAUACAUCUAGUAAUGUAGCAAAUCAACUAGUUCAAGAUAUAUGUCUACUAAAGAAUUUGUUGGACACAAAAGAAACAAAUUUUAUGUUCUCAACAUUACUGACAGGUGUGUUGACUCAUCAUCUUGGCUGGGUAUCAACAGUGAUGCCAGGAAGUAAACCAGGGGUUAAUAUGCUUCAUAAACCUGCAGUUCAGGGGUUGGAUCAAUUCAGGAGUGAGCAAUGGUAUGAUCCUACUAAAGUGCAGUAUAAAGAACUGCAUGGCAUGUUGGGGUUUCCAGUCAAGCUUGCGAAAUCAUUCAUCUUAUCCUCAAAACCAACAUUGUCGAAAAGAAUUUUAUUUGUUCUUAGUUAUUUUAUUCGUUGUUCCUUGGUGUACAAAAAGAAGCAUGAAACAACAGAAUCUUUAACAGAGAGCACUGAGUACAAAUCCUUCUUACUGAGAGAAUGUACUAGUUCCAGACAACAAGGGAUUCCUUUAGGUAAAAGUUUGUCUAGUCCAACAGUUAACAAGAAAUUUCAUUCUGAAGUAAAUAUGCUGGAAGCUUUAGAUCUUUCAGCUUCAUCAGAUACACUCUCUAGAUCUCAGGAGGAAGGGAGUAAGGUUGGAUUUCUCUUGGGAGCUGAUGACAACAGUCCUGUAUUUAAACAUACUCAUCACGACAACUCAAGCAGCAGAAAAGAAAGUUUGUUCUUCGGUGAGAGUGAAUUGAACCAGGUUUAUCUGACUCAUGUUCCCUUCUCCAGUGUACAGUACACAGACUCUAUACCUGCAGAUUUGGCCUCCUUGAUCUGUUUAUCUGACGAGUUUAUGCCUGGAAGUGUACUUCAAGCCUCCUCUCCUAGUAACAAAGCUUGGAAAUCAUAUGUUCAGGAUGACCUGUUAGCUGUAUCUGGUAACUCCCAUGUAUCUGGAUUAGCUGAUGAGUGUGUAUGUGUAGUGGCAGAUGUUGAUAAUCAUGAAGUCAGUAUAGUUUCUGCUCAACAGGUUGUGGUUGGAAGAUCCGGGGUUCCGGUUCCUAUGUCUCCUCUUGUGGCAACCACACUUGAAAACUUCUGUGUAAUUGUGGAACUAGGUUUAUCUACUGAGGAUUGUUUAAACUAUUUAGAGGAUCAGCUACAGCAGAUCUAUCUAUACUCGUGUACACUAUCUGAGUACAUAGUGUCAGCUGACUACACUACACUCCAGAAUAUAAGUAAACAUCUUCAAGUUGACCCCUGCGAUGUUCCACUUCUACUAGCUGUUGCGUCUACGCAUACCCCUGCUGUUGGAAAGAAGUUAUCCCUAGGAUUUACAUGAUAAAAGAUACGCCAGGAGGCUGGAACACCGGAAAUUCAAGUUCUCUUGAAGUACCGGGCCGCCAUAGGGGCAACUACAGAGCGUUCCCCAUAUCAUAUUGAAUUUUCUCCAAUUUCUUAAACGCCAAAUUUCUACUUCAGCUGUAUAAAUUUUUUUAAUGAUUUGAUAUUUUUUUUAAUUUUUAAAUGUCGUAAAAUCUGCAUUAUAUCCACGCACAACCGGGGUAUUAUUGUAUAUUCGAGCUGGGCCAACCUUUGCGGUCCUAGUUUGGACUUUUCCGCCAAUUUACAAUUACUAAAGCGACAGACCUUCUAAUGAAAUCAUGUCAGAGUUUUUCACCUUUUUGCCUCAUUUCAGGAUAAUAUUGUUAUUUUUAAUCUUGUUAAAUCUUGUUUAAAUGAGAUGAUAACAAUUUUCAUAUAAUUUAAUCUAGUCAGAAUAAAAUUUAUUUUUAAUUCUAUAAAAGAGAGCUUUGAGUAUUCUUAUGCUUUUAUUUUCUCCAAGAGAUGUGAAUGUUUUGUACUGCAGUACAUUUUAUUAUGUACAUAAUUAUGGAGCAACGCAAGGAAGACUAGAUAAAG